This is a messenger RNA of Lates calcarifer (barramundi perch), 4462 nucleotides long. Its product is annotated as C-Jun-amino-terminal kinase-interacting protein 4. Bases 464 to 3427 code for a protein of 987 amino acids. Gene Ontology annotation, cellular component: cytoplasm. Gene Ontology annotation, biological process: vesicle-mediated transport. The transcript has 28 exons. The record is from RefSeq and is a predicted model, not a curated record. Gene Ontology annotation, molecular function: MAP kinase scaffold activity; signaling receptor complex adaptor activity; kinesin binding. Lineage: Eukaryota; Metazoa; Chordata; Actinopteri; Centropomidae.
GCCAGAGGGAAAGACAUGUAUGCGUACAUCACAAUCAAACAACACCCCCUUCUUUAAAGUCGUUUAAGUGUAAUUGAUAUCGACUCUGACGAAAAAACGGCUGGACUUUCUUUAUUUUGAGGCAGAGAAAUGAAAGUAAGCAAGGAGUCCGCUGUGAAGGAUGGACUCUAAGACACCCUUGGAUCACAGAUAAACCUCACAGUACAGAAAUGGCCAGCUGUUUAAAGUCUGAGAGGAUGCUGCCCUCAUCAAGUUCAAAUGAAGCAUAAAGUUGUGGAGGAUGGGUGGUGCUGGUGUUGACAGAAAUGUUAGAAAGCUAGAUAAACUAGUUGUAUUAGUUGGUGAGGAAGUGUAGUCAGGAGAGCUGCACUUUGCCACAGAAUCAUCAAAUCAUUUACCUGUGGCCUUGAGUCCAAGAAGCCAUUUUGAGAGUUAAUACAGCAGAUAAAAAAAUAAUUCGCUGAUGGAGUACAGUGAAAGGGUGCUGUGUGGGACAGGGGAGGUGGAACUAGAUCCCAACAUUGUGAGUGAGGAGGCUGGAAAACUGUAUUCAGAACUACAGACAGUUAUUGAGACCCAUGGCGAAGGUGUGGUUGAAUCCCUGGUACCUAUAUUUGUGUGGGUCCUGGAGGGGCUGGCCAGCUGCAAAGCCCAGCUGAGAGACAGGGAGGAGGAGGCGGAAAGGGAGAAAGCUGAGCGAGAAGAGCUGCUGGAGAGAUACCAAGCAGAAAAAACACUGAGGAAAGAUAGUCAAGAGAGGUAUCUGGAGCUGGAUGACCAAAUUGAACAGGAGAGGAGAGCCAUGAGGGGAAGGGAAAAGGAGAGAGAACGACGACAGAAAGAGCUAGAGAAGAAAGCAAGAGAGCAAGCUGAUCAGUUGGUGGCCUUGGAGGAGCAGAAAGCAAAUCUGAGUAGAGAACUGAGCACACUGAGGCAUACUCACAACAAGUUGGCUCACACGUAUCGGGAACUUCUGGAAAAGAGAAAGGAUUCUGAAAGGGAUUCUCCUUUAAGGAAUCAUGUACGUCCUAAGAAUGCUGAAUUUCCAUCCAACCAAGUUUUGUCAGAAUCCAGUGUUAAUGAAAAGCAGAUGAUUCAAAGACCACAUUCGCUCUCUGGUCCCCCCUGUCUGGAAGAUCUGGUUGCCAAGGAAGAAGCAGUAAACUCCACCACAGAUCAGUUUGUCGAUGAUAUCAUAAGCUCCACUCCUGAGCUGGCACAGUUUCAUGGCUGUGUGGAUGCAAGUACUCCAGAUAGACCUAAUACAGAGGAGUCACUGAGAGACGAGUCGGAGACCAGCUUGGAGGAUGAAAUGAGGACGGUGGAGGAUGAGGGAGAGAAGGAACACAAAGUUGAAGAGGGGAACAGGCUUGAAAAAGAGGAUGAAGUGGAGGAAGAUGAUAGCAUGGAGUGGGAGCUACGCAACAACGACUCUGUGUUUUCUGAACUGUCAGAGCUGAGUCGGGAUUACGUGGAGAGCGUAGACCGAGGGGCCAGUGUCAGAGGCAGUGCAGACCAGUUUGAGGAGAUUCUUUCUCAGUAUGAGGAACUGAAAGUCACCCAUGAGUUAGUAGAAGCUGCCCGUAAGGCUCUGAUAUCUCGGGUGGUUGAGCUGUCUGAUGACCGUUCAGCUCUUAAACUGGAAGUGACCUCUCUUCAGGAAACAGUCUCUCGACUAGAGGGGCGGAUGAAGGAGAAAGAGGAGGAAACGAAGAGACUUCGGAAAGAACUGGAAGCUUGCCAAGUGGAGGAUUCUGAUGCCUCUCUUAUCACAUCCAUGCGCCACUUCUCUCGUUCUGAAAUGGCUCGUGUUGUUAUGGAGAAGAACCAGUACAAGCAGCGUCUGUUCGAGCUGCAGGAGGCAGUAAGACGUAGUCAGACACUCAGAGCAACAAAGGAAGAGAGACUAACAGAGGAUAAAAGGUCAAGUGUUUGGAGAAAGUUCAACCGCUUGUUUGGCUUGUCCAAGGAGCCGUUUAUCCCACCUCCUGCUUCUGCAUUCCCCCUGCCAGCUUCCCCAUCAGUCUCUCGCACUCCUGUGGGGUCUCCACAGCUACCAGCUGUCAGUCAGACUCAGGCUGAGUCUGCUUCUCAUGCUGCUCUCUCACCUCGUGUCAGGAGGAGGGAGCUCUACAGAGAAAUUCGCUCACACAUUUGGGGAACUCUGGGAAAACAGCAGAUACAUGGCUGGAGCACACCACUGGCAAACACCCAGGAGUCACAGGAACCUGUCCCAGAGCCUAAAGAUGUGCCUGUUCUAGUGCAGCUCAGGCUGUUGGAUCAAAGAGACUCCACUGCUAAGCUGAACUGUGCUGUUGCUGUCACACCUGACGUCUCGGGAGAGGCCACAUGUUCUGUGUGGGUAGUUUCUGGUCCUGCCUCCAGCAGUGAUAUUACAGUGAUUGAUCCUGCACGGUCCAACACAGUACUGGAUCAGUUCAGCCUCCCUCCCACAGCUCCUGCACUCUGCAUCUCUGCUGUGCCUCCCAUAGGUGACACUGCAGGAACUGUGUGGAUUGGAACUCAGGAAGGAAGUAUACUGGUACACUCAGCCUCUGCUGGCAGGAGGCGCUGUCUGCAGUCGGUUUCCCUCUCAGAGGGUGUUCACUCACUCACGUAUACCCAGGGUCAAGUCAUAGCUGGUUUAGCUGAUGGGACUUUAGCCUUUUUCUCACACAGUUCAGGUGGCUGGAAUCUGCAGUCACACUCAGUGAUGCCGCUUGGAGCAAACCCUUUGCAGCCCAUUCGCUGCUGCCUCGCAAAAGGCGGCCGCUUUUGGGUGGGAUACUGGAACAGAGUCCAUGUGGUUGACAUUGAGAGCAAGAAGGUUGAGCAAACAUUCUCAGUGUCUGAGCGCAACGAGCAGCAGGUUCGUUUCCUUUGUGCUGGUGGAAGUGGUGUUUGGACGUCUUGUCGUCUCGACCCAGUCCUCAGGCUGUAUGACUGGACCACUGGCCGGCCACUUCAGGAAGUCGAUUUUGCUGCUUUGGUCACUAAAACAUUAGGCCAGCCCUUCCUGACACUCUCACCUCUCCAGAUCUCGUCUCUCACAGUCAUCUCUGGCCGUCUGUGGGUGGGCACCGGAGGUGGUGCCAUUUUCUCCAUCCCAUUAUCCAUCACAUCAGAAGACAUUUCCAUCCCGUAUUGCUCCAUUGCAUCAGCCCAGCUGUGUUACCAUGGACACAGGCAAGCUGUCAGAUUCAUCAUUGCUGCAUCAGGUUGUUUGAUGACCUCUCCUGGCAGCAGCACUGUUACUACCUCUCAGCUCAUCCUCAGUGGAGGAGAGGGCUACAUCAACUUCAGAAUUGGAGACGACGCAAGCGACGGAUCGAUUGAGCUGUCCCAAGCUACACCGCAACGGUCUGAACGCAGUCACAUGAUCAUUUGGCAGAAUCCCACCCCAUCUGUGCCCAGCCCUGCCCUCUGACAUGGUUCACCUCUGAAGUUCUGCCUUUUUUUGAACAAGAUAAAGAUCAAACAGACCAUUGGAAAUUGAUGGAACUGAAUGAGCCAACUUCUUGGUGUGGCAGCAAUAAAAGUAUCCUUUAGAAAAUAUAGGAUUUAUGCUGUUUCAUCCUUCUUUACCUCAUUUAUUUUUUUACAUCUCUCUUUUUACUGGAUUGUCCUAAUCUAUGAUGAUGCCUUACUGUGUGCCUAGGUCACCUGCCUGAUUGUCACCAGAUCAUUUUAACCUUUGCAGUAACAAUGCAUUUAGUUUCACUGACAGACAGCUCUGAUACAUUUUCUACUGCUUGUUGAAGAACGUGCAGAGUCGUUGUUCACAUCCUCAUUCCAUCAAGUGGCACCAUGUCUCUCUGUGAUACAUGUUUUGAUCUUAAAGUUAGACUUGAUUAUGUGGCUGCUCUUGAAGCUGCUGUGUACAGACUUUGUUGUUAAAUGUAAACUGGAAACUGGUGUUAACUCUCCUGUCAGCGUAAAGACAAUCAGACACUCAUCUCUUCUCUCCUGAUGCUGCAUUGAGAUUGGUGAUAACUUUUGUGAUGUGUAUUUUUGCAAAAUCUAGCCUAAGUAUUAACUCAGAUUCUACCCUUCCACAUCGCAUGUGGUGUAGUUACAAAUAACUGCACAUUAUAAAUGUUUGUACAUGUGUGUCUGAUAUCCUAUCUCCUAAAGGAACGAUUUCAGUGCCUGUCCUCAGAAGUUAUUUAUUUUCUCCAUCAGCUCUUUGAAUAGCAUGAAAUGCUUUUGGUGUCUUAAGUUAUUUUAGGUUUCAUUUGAUUUCAGUAUCUUUUGUAAAAUAAGGGAGAUAAAUUCCUUCAAGUGUCUUUUGCAGUAUUUAUGUGCAAUUACAAGUUUGUGCACACAUGUUGUCAUAGUAGCUCCUCAUCCUUCUUGGUAAGACAAUUAAGACUUGAGUAUUGGUGUUGGCUCAGCUGUGUCCACACAUUAUUAUCAUCAUCAUCAUUAAAAAUGACAUCAAUGGUUAAUGUAGUAACUUUGA